Molecule: messenger RNA, 2909 nt
Organism: Protopterus annectens (West African lungfish)
Lineage: Eukaryota; Metazoa; Chordata; Ceratodontiformes; Protopteridae
Gene: ARHGAP25
Product: Rho GTPase activating protein 25
Exons: 11
Coding region: 305-2314 (669 amino acids)
Biological process (GO): signal transduction; activation of GTPase activity; negative regulation of small GTPase mediated signal transduction
Cellular component (GO): phagocytic cup
Molecular function (GO): GTPase activator activity
Source: RefSeq, a predicted model, not a curated record
UCUUCUCUUAUGCACUUCACUGCCAGCAAUAUUGAUGUAUUAUUACAGAACUGAGAGCAACCAAAGGAAUAGUUUACAAAUCUGGAGUGAAAGACAGAUGGUGCUUGAAGUGAUGUCUUUUGCACUGUAAAUCCAGAGCGGUGUUCCAGUGUGUGCUCUAUAAUGACAGUUUACCUACAGAAAGAUAACAAAAGAAACACGAAUAGCACUGGCAAGGGAGCAAUACUUCUUGUCUUGAUCUUUUUGAAUCCUUAAACAAAGAAGAAUAUACUUAUUUUGCUGCUUUACCAUUACAUCUUCAAAAAUGUCACUGAAACUGCCUCGAAACUGGGAUUUUAACUUGAAGACAGAUGUAGGAAAAAUAGCUCGCUCAAAGAGCAUGAUGACAGGGGACCAUACACUUUCAAGUCAGUCUUCAUCCUCAAACUUCCUGGAACAACCGCUGAAGAGAGGGUGGCUAAAGAAACAACGAUCCAUUGUAAGGCACUGGCAGCCAAGGUUCUUUGUACUGAGGUCGCACACAUUGUUUUAUUACAAGGAUGAAGACGAAGCUAAACCACAGGGUGUUAUCCUUUUGCAAGGCAGUCGGGUCAAUGAACUGGCAUCGAAUCCAGAUGAACCGGGGAAGUUUCUUUUUGAAAUCACUCCAGGAUCAACUGGAGAUCGAGAGUGGACAGGGCAAGACACUCAUGUACUAAUGGCUAAUUCCCAAAAUGAAAUGGAAGAGUGGAUCAAAGCUAUCCGUAGGGUAACUGGUACACCUUCUGGAGGAGUUUUUGGCCAGCACUUGUCUGAUACUUUGGCAUAUGAACAGAAAUUUGGUAAACAGCUGGUGCCGAUUCUUGUGGAGAAGUGCGCUGAAUUCAUUAAGCAAUAUGGCCUUAAUGAGGAGGGAAUAUUUCGACUUCCAGGCCAGGAUAAUCAAGUCAAACAACUGAGAGAUGCCUUUGAUGCUGGAGAAAGGCCUUCUUUUGAUUGUGAAACAGAUGUGCACACUGUAGCAUCCCUGUUUAAGCUGUAUUUGAGGGAACUACCUGAACCAGCCAUACCUUGGUCUCAAUAUCAAGAUUUCUUGGACUGUGCGCAACUUAAUAUUACAGAUGAAGAGGGAUUGCAGAAGAUCAAAAGACAGCUAACACUUCUUCCCAAAGCAAACUACAACCUCCUCAGUUACAUUUGCAGAUUUUUGCAUGAAAUACAACUGAAUUCUAGUGUUAACAAAAUGAGUGUGGACAAUCUAGCUACAGUCAUCGGUGUCAAUAUUUUGAGGCCAAAAAUAGAAGACCCUGUGACUCUAAUGCAAGGUACACCACAGAUCCAGAAACUAAUGACAAUAAUGAUCAGCAACCAUAGUAUUCUGUUUCCAAAAUCUAAGGAUGAGCCCGCAUCCCUACCCACACAAUCAGGAGACAAUAAAAAAGCACCAAUACCACGCAGCUCAGUUGGCUGGGACACUGCAGAAGAUGUUCCGGUCCUUCCAAAAAAUAACAGCUCUGGUAAUCUUGCUACAGUGACACUGGAAGAAGACAUAACAGUGACCAAGUCUGAAAUCCAGACACCAAAGAAUGGAGUAGGAAGUAAAAAUGAGAGUCCAAGAAAAAGAACCCAGACUCUUCCCAACAGGAAGAGCUCAGUGAUAUCAACAGGAGAAAGGACAAGCUUAAGUAAAACAGAUAUUUUUAAUAGUGACUUCUGGACCUCACCUCCUCCAGGUAUAGCAAAAACAAAGUCAAUGAAUACUGUUGCACCUGUAGAAGGUCAUAAAAGAGCCCUGUCUGAAGACUUUUUUAAAUUUCUUGAUCACCAGCGGACAUCUACUGUUAACAGUAAUUCAGUAUCAGUUUUAUCAAAAAGUGUACUGGAUAGUGCAACUGAUGGCACUUCAGUGACAGCAGGUAAAGCAAGUAGUACAUGUCAAACAUCCGAACAAGACUCUUUAAAAAAUAGUACACAUGUUACCCCUUUGCAAAACCAGACAGAUGGAGGUAAAGAAACUGUACCUGAUAACCAAGAUCUGAGUAAGGAAAGUCGAGAUUCACUUCAAAACAUGGUUAUAGACUUAAUGAAGGAACUCCAAAUGCAAAAGAAAAACUAUAAAGAGCAUAUUAAAAGCCUUGAGAAUGAGAACUAUGAUGUCUGGGCCAAGGUAGUCAAAUUAAAUGAGAACCUUGAACAAGAGAAAAAGAAGUACGCGGCCAUUGAGAUCAAGCUUCGCAAUGCUGAGAGGUCCAAAGAAGAUGCAGAAAAAAGAAACAAAACACUGGAGCAGGAAAUUCAAGAGUUUUUAAAUCCAGCAAAUAAAUCUUCUGCAUGAACAAUGAGGAAAAUGAGCAGAGGUUUCAUUUCCAUGUGGUCACAAUGCUCGCAGUACAGACCUGACCACAGUUCGGACAACAUGUAGCCCAGAGUAGCGAUGCAAGGCCAUUAGCAUACCUCACAUCAGCAAAUGCAUUGGCCUUUAUCAUAAAAAAGGCUUCACUCCCCACUAGCAAGUAACUGGAACUGUCUUUUUUCUGUAUGAAAUUUGCCUUAAGCUUCCUUAGCUUAAAAGCACCUGAAACUCAUCAUGUUAUAAACAGCUCACUGAUGCCCCAGUAUAAAGCAAGGUAAAGUACAGUAGCACAAGAGGUUAAGACUAUGGGCUGCUGAUGUGCUGUACCCUGUAGCUAGGUUCUUCAGUUCUUUUACUCUUCAUUUACAUAUUAUAUUUGUCUGUGCAACAUUCCUAAUAAGACUGAAACUUGAAGUUCUCUCCUUUAAAGAGACAUGUACUCACCGAGUUUUAUCCCAUCAUUUCUGCACUUAACUGCCUGUCCAAACAUUUCAGCACUUAACUGCUUGCAGAUUCCUCAGAUUGGAGCUAGAUUUGUAACUGAUAGAAAUUAAAUAGCAUGAAUCUGCCAAAACAA